Messenger RNA from Plasmodium cynomolgi strain B, 540 nucleotides. RefSeq names its product phosphatase 1 regulatory subunit. The record is from RefSeq and is a predicted model, not a curated record. Gene Ontology annotation, molecular function: protein binding. The transcript has 4 exons. Lineage: Eukaryota; Apicomplexa; Aconoidasida; Haemosporida; Plasmodiidae. The coding region runs from base 1 to 540 and encodes 179 amino acids.
AUGGAAUACAUCCUGAGCGACCAAGAAAUUGAGAGGGAAGUCCAGAAAAACGAGGCCUAUUAUUCGGUCAUCGAGCUGAACGAUGUUCUGUACUUAAAUAACAAGCUGUACCGGAAGAUAGAAGCCUUGCGGGGCCUGCACAACUUGCGGACGCUCUACCUGAACAACAAUGUCCUGGAUAGGAUUUCCGGACUGGACUCCUGUGUGAACCUUAUUGCGUUGUACCUGAACUGCAACAAAAUUUCGAAGAUCGAGAACCUGGGCUGCCUAACCAAACUGCGCAUUUUAAAUCUGGAAGACAACAACAUUUGCGUGAUCGAAAAUCUGGAAAAUUUACCCCUUUUGGAGGAUUUAAAUCUGAGUAACAACUGCUUGGGGAGUAAAGACUCCGCACAGGUUUCUAACUUGUGCAAAAAUGAGAAGCUCACCAUUUUGAACAUACAGAACAAUAGCAUCGACGAGGACAUUUUAAAGGACCUCUCCGACUUGAAAGAUUUGUCCAUUUUGUAUUGCAUGAACAACCCGAUGGUAAUGCAUUGA